AUGAAAAUCCUCAGCUGGAACUGCAGAGGUUUGGGGAAUCCUCGGGCAGUUCGAGCCUUGUCAAGGCUCAUCAAAUUAGAAAACCCCUCUUUGGUUUUCUUGAUGGAAACCAAAUUGAAGUUGGAUGAGAUGCAGAAGGUAUCAUCAAAGUUGGGCUACAAAUUCUCGCAGACAGUGGAGUGUAGAGGAAGCGGCUACUGUCAGUUGGAGGAUGAAGAAGGUCCUUGGUCUUUCUUGGGAUUUUAUGGUUUUCCAGAUGAGCUUCGCAAAAGAGAUUCGUGGCUUUUGUUGGAAGGGGUUUUUAGGGAGCUUGAAGGUAAAUUUUUGGCUUUUGGAGACUUUAACGACACAGUUCAAGAAAGUGAAAAACGGGGAGGAAAUUGUAGAUCCUCUUCUCAAAUGGCGUGGGGAAGACAAUCUCUAGCGAAUUGCAAUUUAAUUGAUGUGGGAUUCUGGGGUUAUUCGUUUACUUGGACGAAUGGGAGACAGGGGAGUGACAAUAUUCAGUGUAGGCUGGAUCGGAUUAUUGCUAACAACUCUUUCAUGGAUUAUUUACUACUCUCAAAGGUGGUUCAUCAUCCCCGAUUCGGUUCAGACCAUGUUGUCUUGAGGAUUGUGGUCGAGAAAGAGACUUUUGUGGAGAAAAAGAGGCACUUAUUCAGGUUUGAGGAUGUGUGGCUUAGAGAGCCAAGUUGUGAGAGAUUGGUACGCCAACUUUGGUCUGAGGCUACUGGUUUUAUUUCACACAGGACUAAAGCUAUCCAAGCUCUUCAAGAUGUCUUCAAAGGUUUAAGAACAGGGAAUAUUGCAAAAGAGCUGAAACGUGUUGAACUGUUGCUCUAA
Vicia villosa (hairy vetch) is the source of this 843-nucleotide messenger RNA. RefSeq lists its product as uncharacterized. Gene Ontology annotation, molecular function: catalytic activity. Bases 1 to 843 code for a protein of 280 amino acids. The record is from RefSeq and is a predicted model, not a curated record. The transcript has 2 exons. Lineage: Eukaryota; Viridiplantae; Streptophyta; Magnoliopsida; Fabales; Fabaceae.